AUCAUUCAAGUAGAUAUUGUUGAAUUGUUAACAACGCUCAUGUUGACGAGUUUUUAAUUAUUUAAUGUAUUUGUUAUUCUGUCUAUGAGCGAAACAGAGAGAAAGGGACAGACAUAUACAGAGGCCAGGGCCACAGUCAGAGAAAAAGAGAGCGACAGCUUGCAUAUAAUCAGCGGGAACUCUACGACGCCAAGCGAGCAAAAGCAGAAAAAAAAGAAAACGCAAAAGCAAAGCAAACAAAAAAGACAAAAAUCAACCCAAAAUAUGGGAAACAACAAUCGACAAAACCAAAAUAUAACCAACAAAGCAACGAAAUUGAACAGAAAUGUUAUAAACCAUUAAUAACUGUAAUUUGUAAAUGUUCCGUAACCACAAACCACGCCCACGCUGAAACUACUUUUCGCUCAAUUUGAAACCUAAACGCGAUAUGUCAUCCGUUGUGGCUGGCGAAACGCCGUUAAUAAAUCUAGCCGAAGAUCUCGAGGAUGGCGAGAUCGACGAUGAUGAUGAUGAGGAUGAGCAACAGCAGCAAAAGCCGCCGCUGUCGCAGCAGCAAAGUCAAAUACAACAUCAAUCAAAGCCAACGGCUUUUAAGGGCUGCGGCUCCAACGAUGAGGUCCAAUUUGUGGGCAUUGAGCGCCUGAGCGAGAAGCACGACGAUGACGUCAUAUUCCUGGGCAGCGAAACGGCUGUCCCCAACAAUAGCAAAUCCAAGAAGCCACGCCCACUCGAAGACGAUCAUGCGGUCAGCAUUGAAAAUGCCAUUGCCAAAGCGCUCAAGAAGGGGGGCAUUGAGCCGCCCCUGCCCAAGCUAAAUAACAGCAACAACAAUAACAGUGAUGCCGACAGCGCUGCCAACGCCAUCGGUGACAGCGGCAGCGCUGCCAUCGGCCUCGAUAGCUCCCAGCUUGGGGGACAGCAGCAUCAGCCGGCGGCAAGUCGCAGCAGCCGUCGACGCAAGCGCAAAAAGGAACGCGAACGCGAGCAGAAGAAAGACAAGGAACAUCAGAAACGUGCUCGCCGCGAUUCGAUGGAAGACGCCGGCGGAGCUGGUGCCAGCGAUGACAUGGACAUGGACGAAUACGAAAUGAUGAAUGUGCGCGGCGGCAGCCCGCCGCCAGGUGGCGCCACAGGCAGCUCAACCAAUGCCCCGGCGCUACGCUACGGCAGCGAGUGGUCUGGCCUGGGGGAGGAGCCGAGCUUCGAAUCGCCGCCAGAGAACUACAGCAGCUACGAGUCCUACUCGGACGACGAGCCGGCCAACGUGGCGGCCAUUGGCACUGCUCAGCGUCGCCGUCACCGGCGUGACCGCGAGAAAGAUAUGCGCGGCGGACGCAAGCGACGGGAUCGGGAGCGCGAUCGCGAGAGGGAUCGUGACAACGAUAGACGGCACGACGGAGGCUUAGCCAUGGGCGGCGGUGUCGGCGGAGGAUCUGGCAUGGGUGCGGGUGGCGGAUGCGGUGGAUCCGGUGGCGGUGGUGGAAGUGGAGUCGGCGGAGGACUUGGCGGCAAGCGCAAUCGUCGCGACUCCAACGAUGACAAAUUACGCGAGCCCCGCAAACUGGAGCUGUGCAAGUUCUACCUGAAGGAUUGCUGUGCGAAGCGCGACAAGUGCAGCUACAUGCACAAGGAGUUCCCGUGCAAGUACUACUACCUGGGCAUGGACUGCUAUGCCGGCGAGGAUUGCCUCUUCCAUCACGGCGAGCCGCUGACCGAGCAGCUGCGCAACAUUCUGCUGAAGCACAUGGAGACGGCGCCCAAAGAGAUCCUGGGCGACUUCAAGCGCAUCUCACGUGACAUUGCCCUCAGCCAGAUGACCCGCCGGCACGAGCAGCUGUGCGACCAGUACCACAUGGACAAUACGUGGACGACAUUGGCCAGCGCCGGCAUCAGUCGACUGCAGGAUCCGCAGCAUGCGGCGGUAAAGGCAGCUGCCCAGGUGGCCAAUCAAGCGGCGGCCAUUGCGGCGGUCAAUGCCAAUCUGCAGCAACAACAGAAGCAGCAACAGCAGCAGGCGGCAGCAGCAGGAGCAGGAGGAGGAGGAGGAGGAGUAGGAGCUGCUAGUGGCGUGAUACCCUCGCUGCUCGACAUGGUGAUCAACCCGCCCAUCAAUCUGAAUCAGGGCGACUCUAAGCCCGAGAAGAAGCGCAAAUCGCGCUGGGCCGAGAAAUCGGGCAGCAAAUCUGGAGGGGGAACGGGAACGGGUGCAGGAGCAGCAGCAACAACUCCAACGGGUUCGGGAUCGGAGACAGGCACAGGCACAGGCCCAGGCACAGGAUCAAGCGCUGGAGCAGGAAUCGCUGUUCCGGCUACAAGCCCAGCUGCGCCAAGUGCAGCCGCUGCUAAGCCCUUACCCGCCCACCUGGAUCUGGUGAAUCUGACGCACGUGCUCAGCGCCGAGCACAUGGCCAAGCUGAACAAGCUGGGCAUUACGAAUCUGGAGCAGAUGCUCCAGGUGCCCUUCGGCCAGCUGACCGAGGUGGGACUAACGCUGUCCGAGCUGGGCGAGAUCCAGCGUAAGGCCGAGGAGGCAAAGCCAGUUCAAUCGGGAACAGCAGCCGCUGCACCAGCGACGGAGACCAAAACCAGUAAGACGGAUCAGGACUCGAGCAACCUGAACACCAUUCUCAGCUCGAAUAGCAACAGCAACAGCAACAACGGCUUCAUCAUGGUCGACUAUACACAGUAUCUGAAGGAUGCCCAUGUCAACUUUCCAGGCAGCGAUCCGCUGGACGAUGAUCGCGAAGAGGACGACGAGCAGCUGGUCAUCGACGAUGGCAACGAGGAUGAGGACGGCGACGAGUCUGAGUCGGAUGCCAAGUCAAAGAAAUCGAAACGUGCCAGUGAGGAGGAGGAGAAGAAACCACUAUCCCAGUCGGACAUCGACGAGGAUGCACCGCCCAUGCCAUCCGUGUUCGAUCUGCCCACCUUUAUGAGCAACAUGCUCGGCCAGAAGUCAACGCUGGCGACAGCUGCAGCUGCCACGACGGUUGCAUCGUCGCCCAGCACACCGGACCCGCACCGGGAGAGCAGUCCGCCCGCAUCGGCCAGCAAGUCACCGCCGGCAGGAGGCGGACUCUUUGAUAAGCUGAUAUUUAGCUCCUUCUACAAUCCAUUCAAAACGAACAGCGGCGACAAUGCGGCGACUGAUGAUGGCGAGAGCCGUGAUGCGAAUGCCACCAGUGAUAGCUACAGCUUCUUGGAUGCCGUCCACUAUUCCAAUUCCAAUUCACGCUCCAUGACGCCGAUCCCGACGCCCGAGCCGGGCUCACAAUCGCCCAAGGGACUGGGCGGGGGCGGGGAUCAGCUAUCAUCAUCGAAUGCCACAACGCUGGCCGCGUCCAAUGCGACGAGUGCCUCGCUCUAUGUGCGUCGCUCCAUGUACGACUACGAGCCGGCCAAGGCGGCGCUGGAGGAUGCGCGCGCGACUGCCGAGAAACGCGAACGGGAUCGCGACAUCGAUAUGCGACUGCCAUUCGAGCCAAUGAAGCACUACUUGCCCGCCACCGAGAUCGAUGCGGCCAUCUUCUCGCACAUCCCGAUACGCUGGCAGUUGCAGGAGGUGCUGGUGGAGCCGCCCUGCUAUUCGCAGCUGCGUCAGAGCGCCAGCCACAAGGAGCAGCGCGAGGUGCGUGAUCCGCGCGUGCGCCGCAUCCUCGGCCUGCCGGAGCUAACCGACGAUGCAGCCACGGACGCUAGCUCAACCGUGAUCGGUGGCCAUGGCAGCUCCAGCUUCGGCUCGGCAUCUGGCUUCUCCACGGAGCGUCGCGAGCGCAAGGUGAGCAACUGCAUCGCCUCGCCCGAUGCUCAGCUGUUGGACACGACGCCCAGCUCGCCGCCGCCGCCUGCCAUACUGGCUUCGUUGCCCUCCAUGAGUGUGCCGCCGCCCAUGUCUGCGGUCAACACCUCCACAUCCAGCACCGUGACCAUCGCCUCAUCCGGCAGUGAGCCAGCCAUGGCAACUGGCGGUGAUCCGCGUCGCAGUGAUCCACGUCGUGACCCACGGCGAGCGCAUUUGAAUGUCAGCAGCGCCAACGUUUCAUCAUCCUCCGGCACCGGCUCCGGCUCCGUCUCUGGCACCGGCACCGGCUCCGCCACGGGCUCCUUCAACGAUAGCGGACGCCAGAUCUCCGAGAUACGCAAUCUGCUGCAGAGCUCCAACUGGUACAAGCAGCUGGGCAGCAACAACAAGAUCAUGGUCAAUCAACAGCUCGCCCUGGUCUUCACCGAGCUGAAGAAGUUCCACCAGCAGGACUCGCCCAACAAGAUCUUCGACGUGAGCUUCAUUGUGACAAACCAGACGCUGCAGCAGAUCUUCGCCAAGCUGCACAUCUACAUCGAUGACAACGGCCUGGUCGUUCAGCUGCCCGAGGAGCCGCCCCAGAAUGUCGGCUCGGUGGUGGUGCCCAACUUGCCGCCCGUUCUGCCCAAUAUGUCGCAGCCGCCGCCGAAUCUUAUCCAAAUGCUCCGACAGCCGCCACCCAAUGUCGGCCGCAUGAUGCCCAUGGGCAUGGGCAUGCCCCAGUUCAAUCAGCCGCCGCCUCAGCGCACCAACAGCAUCCUGGGCAUGCCGCCGCACGGCAUGGGCGUCGGCGUCGGUGUGGGCGUGGGCGUGAUGAACAACAAUCCGUUCAAUCCGUUCGCCGGCAACAAUCUGAAUCUGAAUAAUCUCAACAAUCUGAACAACCUGAACAACCUGAACAACUUGAACAACCUCAAUAUGAAUAUGAAUAUGAACGGCAUGAAUAACAUGAACAACAUGAACAACAUGAAUGGCAUGAAUAUGAACAACCUGGGCGUGGCGUUCAAUGGCGGCGGCGGCGGUGGCGGCAAUGGUAUGCAGGGACCAGGACCGGGACCAGGUCUCGGGCCAAAUGGGCCGUUCAAGAACUUUGGACCGGGUGGCAACAAUCAGGGAGGCGGUCGGCAUUUUAUGGGUAAUCGGAAUCGGGGAGGCGGCGGUGGUGGUCAUCGUAAUCGCAACUAGAAGGAAAUUCUGAGAGAAUACUGGGAGAAUACUGUUCACAGUGAAAAGAAAAAUGCAAACAUUCAAGAACACAC
Molecule: messenger RNA, 5061 nt
Organism: Drosophila navojoa
Lineage: Eukaryota; Metazoa; Arthropoda; Insecta; Diptera; Drosophilidae
Gene: su(sable)
Product: suppressor of sable RNA-binding protein
Biological process (GO): negative regulation of DNA-templated transcription
Cellular component (GO): nucleus
Molecular function (GO): metal ion binding; RNA binding
Source: RefSeq, a predicted model, not a curated record